AUGGUGGAUGACCCGACCAAUCCAAACAAGUAUGAGGGCAUCUACAUCAUUCUCGGAAUUCCUAAGCCAAACACUUACUGGAUCCGAGAGCGAGACACCGGUGAAGAACUCACCGUAUGUGUCGACCGUUUGAAGCCGUACCUAAACCCGGACGGCCCAAGUCGCCGAAUCACCCGUUCAACCAAGAAGAAGGGUGGCGACGCAGAACCUGAACCCACAGAGUCGGAAGGUGCAACCACCAAACUGGAGAAGCUGCUGAAGAAGCAAAAGCCCGGAAAGGGCCCUUCCAAGAAACUCGUGGAAGAGCAGCAAAAGACUCUGAAGAUACCUGGCCUUAAAGGGCCCGAACCACAACCUGAAGAACCGGCCCCGAAACGUGGCCGUGGCCGGCCUCGGAAGGCCAAACCGGACUUCGAAACGCCAGCCUUGACCAAACUCCAGAACCAGCCAUUAGCCGUCAUUGACCCAGAGUCAGUACCCGCGGGACCCGAUAAACCAACGGCCGCACCUGACAAACCUGAACCUAAGCCAAGUCUACCAAGUCAGAGCCUGCCUGAAAAGCCAAAAAAGCUAAAGACCCUUAAAAAGCCGAAGGCAACCCUUACGGCUCAGCAGGUCCUAGAAGAGGACAGAGUCGCUGAUGAUGAGGCAGACAAAGACCUUCUCACCCGCAUAACUGUGGGCCGAGAAAAAUCAGAGAAAACCUUAACCAGCAAAAAGCAGAAGGCCAAUACGCUCCAACCGGGCGUAUUGGACAAGACGGUUGAUAAGGCUGGACAGAAUGACUUAAAAUAA
Messenger RNA from Paramacrobiotus metropolitanus, 795 nucleotides. Its product is annotated as proteoglycan 4-like. Bases 1 to 795 code for a protein of 264 amino acids. The record is from RefSeq and is a predicted model, not a curated record. Lineage: Eukaryota; Metazoa; Tardigrada; Eutardigrada; Parachela; Macrobiotidae. The transcript has a single exon. Gene Ontology annotation, biological process: regulation of DNA-templated transcription.